GACACGAGUAGGUGACUGAAUAAAAUUUGGAAAGAGUGAACAAGGUAGAAGAAAGAAGGUAAAAGAGUGGAGUAAGGAUGAAGGUGAGCUGAAUAUAGAUACACCUCUAAGAAAAGGACAAUUAUCAUUUUUAAAAAAUGAACUUGGCAUUUGGGCUUUUACAGCAUAAUGAGACAGUUCAGUGCUUUUCAGAACUGAGUUUGCAUCCAGCUUUUUAUGUCUGUCAGUUUUAAACCCAAGCCUCUCUUUGCCGCCUUCUUCCUUGUCAGAGUGAAUUUUUAAAAAUACUGCGUGUCCUCCUACUCCCUCCAGCUCCAUGUGGUGCACUACAACUCUGAGCUCUACCCAAACAUGUCUGCAGCGAUGACCCAGAAAGACGGUUUGGCUGUUUUAGGAAUUCUCAUUGUGACAGGUGAGGAGACAAACCCAGCGUUUAACAACAUCCUCAACUAUCUGAGUCGCAUCAGGCACGCAGACCAGAAAGCGUUCAUCCCAGCCUUUGACGUGCAGUCUUUGCUUCCUGAGGAUCUUGGGCGAUACUAUCGAUACAACGGCUCCCUGACAACACCGCCGUGCCACCAGAGUGUUAUCUGGACCCUUUUCCAUAAAAGGGUUCAAAUCUCAGUAGCCCAGCUGCUGAAGUUGGAGAAAAUCCUUUACUCCAGUAAAGCUGAAGAACCAGACAGGAUGCUGCUGCAGGACAACUACCGUGCAACACAGCCACUCAACCACAGAGUCAUCUUCACCUCCUUUUCUGCAGAAUCGGGGAAGGAGCUCUCGUCUGGAGAAGUAACAGCCAUAGUGAUAGGAGUGAUGUGUGGCUGUGUAGGCCUGGCGGUUAUCGUUCGCUUCAUCGUGAAGACAAUACGAUUUUUUAAACUCCUCCAAUUUGAAGCAGUCGUGGUAAACAGCUCUACCUCUAGCUGGGAUGUCCUGCACAAUAACCGGCCUGCUCCUAUGCCAAGGACAAAGGAUUCAGAGAAGGAAAAAGAGGAAAAACAAGACAUGGCUAUGAACUCGACUUCAGAAGCAGAAAAGAAAGAAGAGUCCUUGCUGUCACCUCAGAGUGUGCCCUAGCUCACAGCAACAUCAAACACUGUCCCUCUCAUCAGUGAGUUUAUUGCUGAUCCACAUCUCCUCAGGGGAGAGGAAGCAACAUGUUUUUACUUUAUCAUUUACAAAACGCUAAAAGAAGAAGAAGGAGCAGCUUAUAAAAAAAGCGAAGGGACUUGGACACAGGAGAAGCCACCUGCUGCCCGGACCAUUUCUGUCUGGCGUAUGACAUUUCCUCAGUUUGCACAGGGAGCAGUUGGUGUAAAUAUGCAGUUUUGCUGGGGUUUUUUUCAGGUAUGGCUCAUGCAUGGCUGGAAUAUAUGACCGACUCAUGUAAAUACUUUGGGGGAUAAACAUUCUGUUGUUUUUAUCACAGUGGGCGGUAUUUUAUCUCGUUCACUUUGUUCUUUGAACUGUAAGCACACGUCACUUGGCACAUUAAUAAUCUUAAUUAAAAUUAUUUUAUUUUUCACUAAAACCUAAGAAUUGAAGAAAAUUUGAUAACAACGCACACGAGAGUUGAAGCAGGUUUUAUUUGUAUAAAAUACACGAUAUCUGAACAUUUCUGGCUCUGAACUGAAAUCAGCAGAUUUUGUUGUAAAUCAGUUUUAUUUAUGUGCAUUUAGUUAUUCCAUCGAGGGUUUGGGUGCUAUACGUCCUCUUUAUGUGUUUGUUUUCAGCUAACUUGUCAACAUGGACACCACAUUAAAACACCUGAAUGUCAAA
Messenger RNA from Neolamprologus brichardi, 1779 nucleotides. The record is from RefSeq and is a predicted model, not a curated record. NCBI's taxonomy places the organism in Eukaryota, Metazoa, Chordata, Actinopteri, Cichliformes, Cichlidae.